CCUUAAACAAGAAAAAUAAUAUUUACAUAUCAGUCCAGUGAAAAUCACAUGAGCUAGAGGAAACAUUCUGUAAAUUAUUAGUUGAGGCCCUUUGUUACAACAAUCCAUGACAUCAUAUCUAUCAUACUGUCACUCAAAUUAGGGAGGUGUGACUAAUUUCUAUAAAAUCACCAGCGCUCCUGAGCCAUGAUUCAUUUGAUUAUGACUUACAUUUUCUGUUAGAAAUGCUGUACUGAUGAACCUGACGGAGUUUAAUCAGUCUGACCGCUGUGAGCAUUUCUCCUGUCCAGAGAGAUCUGUAUCUCCUGCAGUUUAUAUCUUACUGUACGUGUGUUCAGCUGCUGUGGUUCUGCUAACAGUGUGUGGAAAUCUGCUGGUCAUCAUCUCUGUUCUUCACUUCAAGCAGCUUCACACACCAACCAACAUGCUGGUGCUCUCUCUGGCUGUGUCGGAUUUCUUCAUUGGUGCUUUUGUAAUGCUCCCAAUGUUCAUCUGGACAAUUGAGUCAUGCUGGAUUUUUGGGAAAGGUUUCUGUAUCAGUUUUUGGUUCAUUGCUUCUUUCAUCACAAUCAUAUCCAUCUAUAAUAUCGCUCUGAUUGCUGUGGAUCGGUAUUUGGCUCUCUCAAACCCCUUUCUCUACAUGAACAGAGUCUCUGUGAGGAUCACUUGCAUUGUAAUUGUUUUAGACUGGUGUGUGGUGGGGGUCUAUAUCUUAGCACUCAUGCAUUACAAUGGAAAUUUCAUGAAUUUAAUAUUGUGUCCUGAAGAUUGUUUUUUCGCUCUGAAUGAGGUUUGGUCUGUAAUUGAUCUUGUAUUUUCAUUUAUAUUUCCACUUUCUGUCAUAAUCAUAUUUUAUACUCGAGUUUUUGUGAUUGCUAAGAAACAUGCCACUGCUAUCAGAGAGCUUAAUAAUCACACACGACCUAAAACACAGAAAAUCACCUCACACUCCAUGAAAUCUGAGAGAAAAGCAGCUAAAGUCCUCGGCAUUUUAGUGUCUGUGUUUCUGAUGUGUUUACUUCCAUAUUUUAUUUGCAGUUUAAUUGGAUAUGUUAUUGAAAUACAGUUAGAAAGUAUUCAGAAAGUUAUGAUUAUGAUUUGUCUUAAUUCCACCAUUAAUCCAGUUAUUUAUGCUCUGUUUUACCCGUGGUUUAGGAGGUGCAUUAAAUUAAUUAUAACUCUGCAAAUAUUUCAAACAGACUCUGCAUUAAUCAAAGUUCUUUCAUAA
Molecule: messenger RNA, 1228 nt
Organism: Hemibagrus wyckioides
Lineage: Eukaryota; Metazoa; Chordata; Actinopteri; Siluriformes; Bagridae
Product: trace amine-associated receptor 13c-like
Exons: 1
Coding region: 236-1228 (330 amino acids)
Biological process (GO): G protein-coupled receptor signaling pathway
Cellular component (GO): membrane
Molecular function (GO): trace-amine receptor activity
Source: RefSeq, a predicted model, not a curated record